Molecule: messenger RNA, 2022 nt
Organism: Peronospora matthiolae
Lineage: Eukaryota; Oomycota; Peronosporomycetes; Peronosporales; Peronosporaceae
Source: the annotation of a GenBank genome assembly
AUGGACGCUGCCGCAACGCCGACCGCCCGCACCAACAAGUUCCAAGGGACCAACUUCCACACAUGGAAGUUCAAGAUGCAUAUGGUCCUGGAAGAGCGCGACCUGUGGGAGGUCACAUGUGGAGAAGUCAAGCUGGAGCACUGCACCAACGUGAUGGAUCAAUCGACGUUCAAGAGAAAGUCACACAAGGCGCUGGCGAUCAUCUGUCUCGCAAUAGAAGAUUCGCAGCUGCCGCUGGUCCGUUCAGCGAUUGGAGCGUACGAUGCAUGGUCAAGACUGGAAGGACACUACGAGAAGAAGAGUCUGGCAAACAAGCUCUUUCUUCGUCGUCGAUUCUUCACAACUAUGAUGGAAGAAGGUGAUGAUGUGCUGGAGCACAUCAACAAGAUCAAGACUCUAGCGGAGCAGCUCGACGCUGUGGGUGCUCCGAUUAGCGAGGACGACUUCGUGAUCACGCUUCUUGGGAGUCUAAGCGAUUCGUACCAGUUUUUGAUCACGGCGUUAGAGUCACGUGCGGACACGCUAACGUGGGAGCUGGUGACGUCUCGACUACUGCACGAAGACAUGAAGCGCAAGGAACAAGGUGGCGGUGUCGACGGAUCCGCGCACGGUCAAGGUCAAGCGUUCAUGACAAGCAAUCACAGCAAGCGAAAAAGAGGACGGCCUGUGCAGAAGGCCAGUGCAUGUCACUACUGUGGGGAGCACGGACAUUGGAUUGCCAAGUGUCCAGUGAGGAUCCGUGAAAUUGCGGAGCGGCAGAGGUCGCAAAGAGCAAGCGUCGCGCAGGUUGAAGAAGACUCUGGCGACUUUCUGUUUUCAGUUGAUGGAGAUAACAUCAAGCUGAGUGAAGAGUGGCUGGUCGACUCAGGUGCAACUCAGCACAUGACAUACUCAAAAGAGUACAUGAAGAACUACCAGAAGAUCUCGCCAGUGGAUGUGCAUUUGGCGGAUGAUGGCGUGGUACAAGCAGUGGGAAAGGGAGACAUCAUCAUGUCAAUGAGGACAAAACACGGCGUCAAGAAAUGUGUGCUUACUGGUGUGUGGCACAUCCCCAAAUUGACGCGCAACCUGUUCUCUGUGGGGUGUUUUACGAAGGACAUUGGCCACGUCACAUUUGAAAGUGACGGGUGCUUUGCUCAGUCGAAGAGUGUGAAGUGGCAGCUGGGUACGCGCAAGGGAAAGGGCUUAUUCAAGUUAUGCAUGACCCCGCUCAUGUCAGAUGAAGCAAAUGUGUCAAGUUCAACCGGUUUCAAUGGAACCAACCGGUCGUACCUCUGGCAUCUUCGACUUGGCCAUAUUGGCCAUAACGGUCUAGACUCCAUUGUCAAGAAGGGCUACGGCAACGGCAUCAACAUCACGUCUGUUCAACAGUGGGAGAUGUGUCAAGGGUGUGCUCUUGGCAAACAAACUCGAGUGAACUUUAUGCCAAAGUCCCCAGAGAGUGCAAAGAAGAUGCUAGAAGUCAUCCACAGCGAUGUGUGUGGUCCUAUGCAAACAGCUUCGCUCGGUGGAAGCAGAUACUUUGUCACGUUCAAUGACGAGUAUUCACACUUUAGUGUGGUGUUCUUGCUUAAGAACAAGUCUGAAGUGGCUUCUAAGUUUGCCGAAUUCGUCGUAUUUGCAGAGACUCAGACAGGAAACCGCGUCAAGCUACUUCGCAGUGACAACGGCGGAGAUUACAAGUCGCAUGAGAUGACCAAGCUGUGCAGCAGUCGUGGCAUUGUACAAAAGUUCACGCCUCCCUACACACCUCAACUCAACGGAGUGGCAGAACGGAUGAACAGGACAUUGGUGGAAUGCGCGCGCUGCAUGAUGGAGCAUGCCGGACUGUCGAAGGAAUACUGGGGCGAAGCGGUUGUAACCGCUACAUUUCUUCGAAACCGAUGUCCAACACGUGCCACAAGUCAAGACAAGUCGCCACAUCAAAUCUGGACCGGCAAGAAACCGCUGUUUUCAAAUCUGAAGGUGUUCGGUUGUCACGCAUACGUGACGGUCCCGAAGCAAAAAGCGCAUCAAGUUUGA